UUCAUAUCCGAAGAGAAGUAGUUCUACCGCGGGAGUACUUUUCUCAUUGAUGCACCGCUUAUUCUUUGUUCAAUGUCGGAAAUACUAUUACACUCGCGCAAUUGCUGCGAAUUCUCAGAUUUCUCAUUUAGCUCGAUUGGGCCAAAUUCAGAAUGCCCGAAGGGUGUUCGACGAAAUGUCCGUCAAAACUGUAACUUCUUGGAACUCUAUAGUCGCUGGAUAUUUCCAAAAUCAGCAGCCCUAUGAAGGCCAGCGUCUUUUUGAUCAAAUGCCUGAGAGAAACAUUGUUUCCUGGAAUGGGUUAAUCUCAGGUUAUGUAAAGAAUGGGAUGGUGAAGGAAGCAAGAAAGGUGUUUGACAAAAUGCCCCAAAGAAAUGUCAUUUCCUGGACUGCUAUGGUCAGAGGGUAUGUUGAGAAGGGAUUGGUUGAGGAGGCGGAAACUCUGUUUUGGCAAAUGCCUGAAAAGAAUGUUGUGUCAUGGACUGUGAUGUUAGGCGGGUUGAUUCAAGAAGGGAGAAUUGAUGAGGCUAGAAAGCUUUACGUCAUGAUGCCAGUAAAGGAUGUAGUUGCAAGGACUAAUAUGAUAUGUGGAUAUUGUCAGGAAGCCAGGUUGGAAGAGGCUCGCGACCUCUUUGAUGACAUGCCACAAAAGAAUGUCGUUUCUUGGACUGCCAUGGUAUCAGGAUAUGCCCAAAAUGGUAAACUGGAUAUUGCUAGAAAACUAUUUGAAGUCAUGCCUGAUAAGAAUGAGAUCUCAUGGACUGCAAUUGUCAUAAGCAAUGUGCAAUAUGGUAGAUUUGAAGAGGCGUGGAAGCUUUUCGAAGUAAUGCCUGUAAAAACCACUCCUGCUUGUAAUGCCAUAAUACUUGGAAUUGGACAGAAUGGGGAGGUUGCUAAAGUAAGGAUGGUAUUUGAUCAUUUGAAGGAGAAGGAUGAUGCAACAUGGAGUGCAAUGAUCAAGGUUUACGAAAGGAAAGGGUAUGAGUUAGAGGCGCUGGAUUUGUUUCAACGAAUGCAAGUAGAAGGAUUUCGGCCAAAUUUCCCUUCCUUGAUAAGCAUGCUUUCAAUUUGUGCUAGUCUUGCAAGUCUUGAUUAUGGUAGAGAGAUACAUGCAAAGUUAAUCAGAACCGACUGUGAUGAUGAUGUGUAUGUCUCGUCUGUAUUAAUCACAAUGUACAUUAAAUGUGGUGAUUUCGUCAAGGCAAAAAUAAUAUUUGACAGAUUUUCUCCUAAAGAUGUGGUCAUGUGGAAUUCCAUUAUAACAGGUUAUGCUCAACAUGGUUUAGGAGAUGAAGCUCUAGAAGUGUUCAGAGAAAUGUGUUCUUUAGGUAUUACCCCAGACGAGGUUACCUUUGUUGGAGUUCUAUCUGCAUGCAGCUACACUGGGAAAGUGAAAGAAGGGCAAGGCAUCUUCGAGUCCAUGAAUUCAAAAUAUCAGAUGGAGCCAGCAACUGCACAUUAUGCUUGCAUGGUAGACAUGCUUGGUCGAGCUGGUCGGUUGAAUGAGGCAAUGGAUCUGAUCAACAAAAUGACUGUAGAAGCAGAUGCAAUUGUUUGGGGUUCUUUGAUGGGUGCAUGUAGGAUGCAUAUGAACCUAGACUUGGCGGAAGUUGCUGCAAAGAAACUUUUACAGCUUGAACCCCAAAAUUCUGGGCCCUAUGUCCUACUUUCUAAUAUUUAUGCAUCCAAAGGUAAGUGGGCUGAUGUUGCUUCGCUUAGGAAGUCAAUGCAGUCUAGGGAAGUGGUUAAAUCACCUGGUUGUAGUUGGCUUGAGGUAGACAAGAAGGUGCAUAUGUUCACCGGUGGACAGAGCACACCCCAUCCCGAGCAUGAAUCGAUCAUCAAAAUGUUAGAAAAGUUGCGCCCUAUGUUAAGAGAAGCUGGAUAUUGUCCUGAUGGAAGCUUUGCUCUGCAUGAUGUGGAUGAAGAAGAGAAGAUGCAUAGCUUGAAUUAUCACAGUGAGAAACUAGCUGUGGCCUAUGGACUUCUGAAAUUGCCUGAAGGUAUGCCUAUACGAGUAAUGAAAAAUCUUCGGGUUUGUGGUGAUUGUCAUUCUGCUAUUAAAUUAAUAUCUAAAGUCACAGGACGAGAGAUAAUUCUGAGAGAUGCCAACAGAUUUCACCAUUUUAAGGAUGGGGUAUGUUCAUGUAGGGAUUAUUGGUGACUGCUUGAUUACCUGUAAUAAUUCAUUACAAACAGCUUUGGUGUUGUGGUAAAUGGUGACUAUGCACUCAUUUAGCAGCCAACUGUAUGCAUUCGUCUCUAAUAGAUUAUAGAAGAGGAUCAUAAAGCCCACUAGUGCGAGUAUUUCAUCUCAAAUUACUGGAGAUAUAGUGUAUCCUGAGUUUGUCGAACAAUUAUAGAGGAUUGUGUUGUCUACUCAAACAAAUUCAUUUGUGAAUAUAAAAGAAUGCAAAGAUUAGGACGGAGCUAAUAUCUAAUCUCAUACUAAACAAUGCUCUGCACCAAGCCAGAUCACCCAUUAUUGCAACCUUCAGAACAGGAGUUCCACUAGCUGGAGCUGGUUUCCAGAGCAUGAACCGAGUCAGAGAAUUAGCGUGAACAAAGACUAGAGCCGGAGACUUGGCGUUUGAACUGUGCUGAGCAGACAUGACUUCUACCUUAACUUUGUCCUUUUCACUAUGCACCAGCCAUGAACUAAAACGGCUAAUCUGUCAAAAACAAUCUUGUUUCCAAUCAUGGCAUGGCUUUACUGAGUUGGCAUUGUUGCAGCUAUUCUGAUCUUCUUCAGCCACUUGUAGUACAGAGCCAAACUAGCGGAAGGUUGACAAGAAUUCAAGAGAAGGUAAACCGUCCUGCCUAAGUUCACUGAAGUUAGCUUUCUGAUCAAAUUAGUUGUUACUGAAAGAUAUUAUACUAAACUUCCAUGAAUUGAAACUGAUAUCCUGUUAUUCUCUUUUCCCCGUUUUUCAGUUUUUUCUAUUGAGAUUGUUGUCUUUCUGCAUUUUCUUCACUUUGUAGUAGUUCAUAUCUGUUUAAAUUAUUCAAAGCUAUAUGUGAAUUGAAACUGAUAUCCUGUUAUUUUGGAUGUAUGUUUUUCUUGUGUUAUUUUCAAAUUCAGCUUUCCAUGGUUUGGGCUUGGGUUAUAAGCAUCGUUUGCUGGUUUCUUUUGCAUUCUAAUCCUUGUGUUGCAUAUCACGUAUGAGCAGGAGUCGUACUCCUGGUUUUGUUGUUAUAGCAGGGUUGGUGAAAUAGAACGAGAUCAGCUUGUGGCAGACUUCCAUAAGGGUGCUUCCCCCUCGAAGCUAUGGAUAUCCUGUUUUACCCUUCUAAUGGAUUGCCUAUUCUGAAAAAAGAUUCAAACAGUGCCAUUGCUAGGGAACUAUUUUGCCUUUCAGCAGACGAAGCAGCUUUAAGUUUAUAUCAUGUUAUAUCGUCAGUGAAUGCUGAUCAUAUAGUAGAAGACUUGGCUGUGAUAUUCGAUUGCAAGGUGGAAACCCCACCGUUUGUCUUGGGCUACAUCUGGGAGCAAAACACAAAGAAUCUGGCACUUGGCAAAGUGUCAUUGACAGAUGUAAAAACAGAUUUGCUCCAAGAAAGAAGCUGUACCUUUCUUUGGGAGGAAGACUAUACUAAUCAGUAGUGUUUUGUAUGGCGUCCCUACUUGAUGUCUUUACUGCACAUUCGUGCAAAUGUUGGAAAGCGAUUGAAUAAAAUAAAACCUUUCUAUGGUAAUGAAAUUCUGAGAAGAAAGAAAUGCAUCGAGUCAGAUGGCCCAUAGUGACUAAAGACAAAAAGAAAUUCUAUGAGGUAUGGGAAUCAAAAAUCUGAAAUUCUCAACAAAAGUUUGUUCCCGAAUAGUGUAGGAGGUACAAUGAGCAGGGAUGAAUUGUGGAAGAAUGUGAUAACAGUGCAAUACAGCAAAACUGAUAACUGGUGCACUAGACUAGUGACUACUUCAUAUGUAGUUGCACUAUGGAAACCAAUUAGAGGUAGGACUUUAUAAAAAAAAGAUAACUGAAGGAGCGCAAUGGCAGGAAGAUCAGAUUAUGGUCAGAUAAAUAGCUGGAAAGGUCUAUCAUGAAAGAGCUGUUCCCUGACCUUUACUAUAUAGCCGUCUUCAAGAUUCACAACAAUCUCGAUGCUACACUGGAGAUGGAUAGAAGAAGUUUCAGUCACUGGAAAUAAAAAGGGUUAAUAUAAUCCGCGUUGCAUAAACUGGAAGCAGUAAAUAUGGAGGUGAACAAGACCCCGUUGUAUGGACAGGCUGCACGAAUAGCAGAUUCUCAGUUAACUCCUGUUAGAAAACUUUACUUCAACAGAGGAGUUGCAGUAACUCACUGUCCUUGAAAAAUGAUUUGGAAAGAAGAGUUCCGACAAAAGUUGUGUGUUUUUAUGGAUUACAUCUUUUGGUGCUUGUUUUGACACAAGACGACUUACAGAGGAGAGGAUAUCAGUUAUGCUGCAGUAGACAGUAAGCACCAUCAGUCUGUUUUACCAUUUAUUAGUCCUUGAAGUCAUUUUUUCUGUUGCAUGUAUUGGUUUCUCUUUCUCUUUUUGGUACCUUCUCUAUCUAUCUUUUCUUGUGCUAUUCAUGUCUAACUAUAAAUCGUUCUGCUCCAUGUCAAUUGAAACUAAUAUUUUGCUCA
This is a messenger RNA of Nicotiana tabacum (common tobacco), 4610 nucleotides long. The record is from RefSeq and is a predicted model, not a curated record. NCBI's taxonomy places the organism in Eukaryota, Viridiplantae, Streptophyta, Magnoliopsida, Solanales, Solanaceae.